Talaromyces atroroseus is the source of this 855-nucleotide messenger RNA. RefSeq names its product Isopentenyl-diphosphate Delta-isomerase. Lineage: Eukaryota; Fungi; Ascomycota; Eurotiomycetes; Eurotiales; Trichocomaceae. The record is from RefSeq and is a predicted model, not a curated record. Gene Ontology annotation, biological process: isopentenyl diphosphate biosynthetic process; isoprenoid biosynthetic process. Gene Ontology annotation, molecular function: isopentenyl-diphosphate delta-isomerase activity. Gene Ontology annotation, cellular component: cytoplasm. The transcript is spliced from 4 exons. Bases 1 to 855 code for a protein of 284 amino acids.
AUGAGUUCGACGACAACUGUCACCGAGACAGUCCCUAGUACUGCCACUACUAUCACGGCCGAAAAUGUAGCUACUCUUUUCCCCGACGUCGACACAUCACUCGCUCGCUCGAUUCUGCCCACUGCACCUGACUCCUCUGUGCGCGCAGGAGGUGAUCUUGAGGGUUACGAUGAAGAGCAAGUCCGCUUGAUGGAGGAGGUUUGCAUUGUUCUCGACAAUGAUGAUAAGCCAAUUGGUAGCGCAAGCAAGAAGACCUGCCAUCUCAUGACAAACAUUGACCGCGGGCUUCUCCACCGUGCAUUUUCGGUUUUCCUUUUCGAUUCACAGAACCGUUUGUUGAUCCAGCAAAGAGCUGCCGAGAAGAUUACCUUCCCCGAUUUGUGGACGAAUACAUGUUGCUCGGCAAGUCCUGUCGUUCAUCCCCUCGGUAUUGCUGGAGAAACCGGCGCGGAGUUAUCGGCUGCGAUUGAAGGAGUCAAGAGAGCUGCCCAGCGCAAGCUCGACCAAGAAUUAGGAAUUAAACCCGAGCAGGUCCCACUCGAUAAAUUUCAAUUCUUGACUAGAAUUCACUAUCUUGCGCCGAGUGACGGUAAAUGGGGAGAGCACGAGAGUGAGCUUUUCUUUCCUCCUCGAUACGACCAUGCCGAUGUCGAUGUCAACGCCAAUCCAAACGAGAUUCAAGACACUAAGUACGUCACAGCAGAAGAACUCAAGACCAUGUUUGCGGACCCAAACCUGAAGUUCACCCCAUGGUUCAAAUUGAUUUGCAAUAGCAUGCUUUUCGAGUGGUGGAGCCAUUUUGGCACUGAGACCUUCAAGAGUUACCUGGAAGAGAAGGACAUUCGCCGAAUGUGA